UCGCGCGCAGGCGCAGGGCGGGUGUGCGGGGCGGGCGCCCCCGGCGCGGGUCCGGCGAAAACGCAGCGCCUUGCGGCUUCUGGUUCCGAGGCUUGUCUGUACCGUUUUCGCUCCGGCGGAAGUGAGGACGGGGGUCCUUCGACCCCCGCCCGGCGGGAUGGACCGCGAGACGCGCGCGCUUGCCGACCGCCACUUCCGAGGCCUGGGGGGCGGUGUCCCCGGCGUCGGCCAGGCCCCGGGCCGCGUGGCCUUUGUCUCGGAUCCAGGCGCCUUCUCCUACGCCGACUUCGUGCGGGGCUUCCUGCUGCCCAACCUGCCCUGCGUGUUCUCCAGCGCCUUCACGCAGGGCUGGGGCAGCCGGCGGCGCUGGGUGACACCCGCGGGGAGGCCCGACUUCGACCACCUGCUGCGGACCUACGGAGACGUGGUUGUACCAGUGGCAAACUGUGGGGUCCAGGAAUACAACUCGAACCCCAAAGAGCACAUGCCCCUCAGAGACUACAUCGCCUACUGGAAAGAGUACAUCCGGGGGGGCUACUCCUCUCCUCGGGGCUGCCUCUACCUCAAAGACUGGCACCUCUGCAGGGACUUCCCGACGGCGGCCGAGGACGCGUUCACCCUGCCAGUGUACUUCUCGUCUGACUGGCUGAAUGAGUUCUGGGACGCCCUGGAGGUGGACGACUACCGCUUUGUGUAUGCAGGGCCUGCAGGCAGCUGGUCCCCAUUCCACGCUGACAUCUUCCGCUCCUUCAGCUGGUCCGUCAACAUCUGUGGCAGGAAGAAGUGGCUCCUCUUCCCCCCAGGGCAGGAGGAGACUCUGCGGGACAGCCACGGCAGCCUACCCUACGAUGUCACCUCCCCAGCACUCUUCGACACACACCUGUACCCGCAGGGCCAGCUUGCUUGCCCACCCCUGGAGGUCACGCAGGAGGCGGGCGAGAUGCUGUUUGUGCCCAGUGGCUGGCACCACCAGGUGCACAACCUGGAUGACACCAUCUCCAUCAACCACAACUGGGUCAAUGGCUUCAACCUGGCCAACAUGUGGCGCUUCCUGCAGCAGGAGCUGCGUGCCGUGCAGGAGGAGGUCAGCGAGUGGAGGGACUCCAUGCCAGACUGGCACCACCACUGCCAGGUCAUCAUGAGGUCCUGCUCAGGCAUCAACUUUGCAGAGUUUUACCACUUCCUCAAGGUCAUUGCUGAGAAGAGGCUUCUGGUCCUGGGGGAGGCAGCUGCCAAGGAUGAUGCUGGGUUGGGCUUCGAACAAGCAGCCUUUGACGCUGGGCGCAUCACAGACGUGCUAGCCUCCUUGGUUGCACACCCUGACUUCCAAAGAGUGGACACCAGCAUGUUUUCACCACGGCCCAAGGAGCUGCUGCAGCAGCUGAGGAAGGCUGUUGAUGCCACCUCCGCCCCAUAGCACCUGUCAAGAGGACAGAAGGAUGGGCGGAGGAGGACGAGAGCCAGCCUCCUGCUCCAGGGCCCUUCCAGAAAUAAAGAGCGCCCUCCCUGUGACCUGGGGCCCACCCCUGUCGAGCCUUGUGGCCUGGCUAUUCAUGGCCACUGCCCUGGCGCCCGUUUUCGGGUGAGGCCCAAUGAGGUCAGGGACGAAAGAUGGGAUGUGGCCCUUCUGACCUGCAGCAGGCCUGCUGGGAGCUCGGGGGUGGCACCAUGACCCUCCUCUCUUGGGGGCCCUGCCUUCUUAGGCUGGGAUGCCUAAGCUGACAGGAGUCCGUGUCUAGUUUGCCUUCUCUGUAGACCAGCCCCAACCCCUCAUCUCAGGCCUAGGUGGCCACCCCUGGCUCUGCCCUGUGGACUCAGGGAGGGGUUGGAGCAGUGCUGGGCAAGCUCACCAGGGCCUCCAGGCAGGGCUGGGGCUGGUCCGUCCUCCAGGUAAUGGGCCGCAGAGCCAGUGGCCUGUGCCUUCUAUGGGUCCCCAGAGGUGAUGGCCGGGCUUGGCUGGCCUCUAAGCAGGGCUGGCAAAGAGCCUUGUCCUCAGCCGCCUCCCUGCCUUCAGGGUAGCCUUUGCAGGGCCUGUGGGCAGCUGGAGAGGCCAUGGAUGUGGGGGUGGAAUCCCUUCUGCUGCUGAAUCCGGCCUAGAGGGGCCGGAUUGGGCCUAGAGGGGCUGUGCCUGCCAUGUACUCACAGCUAGGUCUUCCCAAGGAUGCUGUUCUCAGGAGCAGUGGGUCUCUGGCGCCGCUGGGUAUAAUGGAGGUGUGGGCAGGCUUGUCCAGGCCAAUCAAGGGUUCUGUCUGCUCAGCGGUGAACAGCAGAGGCCUGUGGUGGGGAAUGGACUCUCGUGGGGUCCUCCUGCAGAGGAUGCCCCAGGCCUCAGCCCACUAGCAGAUCCACAGUGUGUGGAGACUGGCACUCUGCCAGCCUUGCCCUUGGCCCAGAGGCCAGCAUGUUUUCGGUUGGCUCCUGGUCAGCUGCCCCACCCCAGCAGGGGAGGAGGCAUCUGAAUCCACAGGGGUGGCACCUGCCAUGGCUUGAGCAUUGCCUGCCUGUGGCGUCCACUGGGGCUGCUGGCACUUAGCUAGGAUGGAAGCUCCCAAGAAGGGCAGGGGUUUUUGUCUGCUGUGUUCAGUGAAUCAUGCAAAGCGUCUGCAAAGGCACCGUUAUACAGUA
This is a messenger RNA of Cebus imitator (Panamanian white-faced capuchin), 2625 nucleotides long. RefSeq names its product jumonji domain containing 4 (gene JMJD4). Gene Ontology annotation, biological process: protein hydroxylation; positive regulation of translational termination; negative regulation of gene expression. Gene Ontology annotation, molecular function: sequence-specific DNA binding; histone H4R3 demethylase activity. The coding region runs from base 158 to 1417 and encodes 419 amino acids. Gene Ontology annotation, cellular component: nucleus; cytoplasm. The transcript has 6 exons. Lineage: Eukaryota; Metazoa; Chordata; Mammalia; Primates; Cebidae. The record is from RefSeq and is a predicted model, not a curated record.